CCAUGGCCUUCGGCUCCUACCAGUUGUUCUAUCAAGCUGGCUUAAUAUCCGUAUGCAUUUCCACAAUUACUAUCACCAUACUUGCAAUUGCAAUACCAGUGCUUUAUGUGAAAACAGGAGCGCAACAUACGGAACUAACACAGUAUGCGAAGAAAUUCAGAGACUCUUCUGAUAUGAUUUGGAAUGAGAUGUUCGAGCUGCGAGAGCAUGGACCUCCCGAAGUUCGAUUUUUCAGCAGAAAACCGAGAAAAGCUUGGCUUGAAAGUGGAAUAUGCAAGGGACAUACAAAUAUCGUAGUUUCUUUUGAUAUGGGAAAUACAGUAAUAUCCACGAAUUACCCUAAUCUUCCAGGAUGUUUCACACUGGCCUGCGCUAUGGGCCCACCUGGACCGCCUGGACCACCCGGUCCAGAUGGAAACCCUGAGCCAGAUCUCCCAUGUGUAGUCUGCCCUGCGGGACCUCCUGGAGUGAGAGGACCACAAGGAGAACGCGGAAUGACAGGACAUCCAGGCCAACCAGGAGAAGCAGGACCUGAUGGCUCUGGCGGCGGACCGGUAGGGGCAAAGGGCCCAGAAGGAGAUCAAGCGAUAGCUGGUGUAGGAAUCAAAGGACCAGUUGGACCACCUGGGCCACAAGGAAUGAAAGGAAGGCCAGGACCUCACGGAAAGAGCUCGAACAAUCCAGGAAACCCGGGCAGUCCCGGACCAGCUGGUCCUGCAGGCCCAAUGGGUGCAGAAGGACCGAUGGGAUUGGAAGGUCCUUAUGGUCCACCUGGUGAUCCAGUUCAAAAUAUUUUGGCUGAUGUUGUGACACGUUCUAAUUCGAAAUUCAAUGAAUAUGCACCUCCUCCUGGUGAAGCAGUUGAUGAAGAGGUCGCUACAUCACCGCCAAAAGUGAAAUAUGGCACUAUAAAGGAUGAUGGAUACGGUAGCCGUAGAUUCCACGACUUCACUGCAUAUGAACGUCGAAUGAGAAAGAAAAUGAUUAAGAAGCUGUUGAACAUGAAAAGGAAUCAUCAUUAAAA
Messenger RNA from Strongylus vulgaris, 1024 nucleotides. NCBI's taxonomy places the organism in Eukaryota, Metazoa, Nematoda, Chromadorea, Rhabditida, Strongylidae. The record is from the annotation of a GenBank genome assembly.